Molecule: messenger RNA, 298 nt
Organism: Aspergillus steynii IBT 23096
Lineage: Eukaryota; Fungi; Ascomycota; Eurotiomycetes; Eurotiales; Aspergillaceae
Exons: 1
Coding region: 75-233 (52 amino acids)
Source: RefSeq, a predicted model, not a curated record
AAGAGAUCAGGCGGUGAUGUCUUGGCCAAGGCGGCGCCAUGAAAUUCAUCAAAUUCAUCUUAUCUGAUUAACAGAUGCUCCAACCCUCACGGGCAGGCUUCGGAGGAAAACGUAAGGGAAACAUUCCACGGUGGAUCACGCAGCCAACCAACAUUCUCGAAACCCUGCGAACCAGCAAAUCAAGCCAGGGGAAGGGUGGGCCGAGGUCGGACGAUCCUCGUAUUCAUCGCUGAUGGGCGGACAGACCGUGGCCAGAUGUCGUCUAGCGGGUGCCAAUCUCUAGGCAUCGAGGGGCGAG